AUUAGAGACAAAGUUUUGACCCACAAUCAUUAAAAAGUUAAAACUAACAUUUCCAACUUGAAUCCUUUGUUUUAGACCAAAAUCUUUUGGAAAAUCAAAUCCUACAAAUCUCAAACUCCAAAUAUCUCUAUCAAUACUUAUACAUUAACUAUAACCAUAAUUAUUAGUAUUAUCUUCCAUGUUCAUCAAAUUAAAUUCAAAAUUAUGAACCAAAAAACCUCCAUUAAAACCUUUUCAUUACAACAAAACAAGCAUUCCCAAGAAAAUAAGCAUAAAAUCUUCAGUUUUAUCAAAUCAACUUUAAUUCUCUGUUUAUUGUUUUCUCUUUCAAUUUUUGUUCUUUUUGCUUUCUCUUCUCUACCAUCUUCCCCAACUCACCACUUUUUUCCAUUUUCUUUAUCUUCAUGGGUUUCAUCUUCUUCUACUUGUUGCAAUUUUUCUGAUCCGGAUCCAGGCCCGACUGAAAUAACCCAUAUCCAAUUCGGGCUUGGAGGGUCUUCCAAAACUUGGGAAACCCGGCAAGCUUAUUCCCAUCUAUGGUGGAAUCCUAAUAAAACCCGGGGAUUUGUUUGGUUAGAUGAUGACCCACCAAAACCCACUAAAGAAAGUUUUCCCCCAUUUCGGGUUUCGGGUCGGGCAGGGUUUAGAUUCGGGUCAAGUAAAAAACCUACUGAUUCUGAUCGGAUGGCCCGGAUAGUGAAGGAAAGCUUUGAAUUAGGGUUACCCGGGAUAAAAUGGUUUGUAAUGGGAGAUGAUGAUACAGUGUUUUUCCCAGAGAAUCUAGCGGAAGUAUUAUCAAAAUAUGAUUAUCGGGAAAUGUAUUAUAUCGGAGCUCCGAGUGAGAGUGUGGAGCAAGAUGUAAUGCACGGGUAUGAAACCGGGUUUGGUGGUGGUGGGUUUGCAAUAAGUUAUGGAUUAGCUUGGGAAUUAGUGAAGAUUUUAGAUGGUUGUAUUAAGAGAUACCAUAAUUUUUAUGGGUCUGAUGAGAAAGUUUCUGCUUGUGUUGCUGAACUUGGUGUUCCUCUUACUAAAGAACCUGGCUUUCAUCAGCUUGACGUUAGAGGCGACCCCUAUGGCCUCCUGGCUGCGCAUCCUGUGGCUCCCUUGGUGUCUCUACACCAUCUUGUCAGUGCAAAGCCGUUGUUUCCCGGUGAAAAUCAGCUGGAUUCUAUCAAAAGACUCUUGCAUGCUUACCAUGUCGAUCCUGGCCGCAUCAUCCAGCAGAGUUUCUGCUAUGAUCAUCGACAUAAAUGGUCAGUAUCCAUAUCUUGGGGCUAUACGGCACAAUUAUAUCCUUCCCUUAUUCCAGCCAAGGUCCUUAGUAUGCCUCUUCAGACGUUUGAUACAUGGCGUAGUGGGAGUGAUGGGCCGUUUGUCUUUAAUACCCGACCCAUGAAAGAGGAUCCAUGCGAAAGGCCUAUUAUCUAUUACCUUGAUCAAGUUAAGGAUAUUGGUGAAGGCAAGACUGUAAGUACUUACACGAGGCCCUCAGGUGAUGAUGGUAAAGAAUGUCCGCAACCAGCUUACAAGCUUGCAAUGUUGUUGAAGAAACUGACUGUGUCUGCAUCAAAAACGGGUCCCGAGAAGUGGAUGAAGGCAUUGCGCAGGGAGUGCUGCGAGAUUAGGAAUAGUUUCGGUGUGGACAGCAACAUGCGAAUAGAGAUUCGAAGCUGUAAGCCAAGGGAGACCAUCACUAUGUAAAGGCAAGGCAAUAUAAAUCGUCCUUUUAAGUGAAAGACAUGUAAAGCAAUCAGUUCGCAUGAUUAGAGUUACAAUUUACCGUUAGCGAUUAUGCAUGCCAUAUACUCUAACCAUUGGACCACGACUCUAUGUAACUCUGUCUCCAUUGAAGUCUCUGAAUGGAAUACAGAUUUUAGUAUUGUGUGCAGCUGUGCGCGCCUUGAUAGAAGAUGCAAGCUGACUUGAUGAAGAGGACACGGGAACAAGAUACUGGCAUGGCUGAUUAAUCUGUUAAUCUAACUAGCUUCUUAUUAGUAAGUUGGUGUUUAGUUUUACUAUGGCUCAGCCAACAGCCAGAAUUUUGGGCUAAAGAGGUUUUUUGAGCCUUUAUGAGGGCCUAUUUUCUGUGGCGUGUGCUUCGGCUUGAGUUUCUCUGGCUAGGUCGGUAUAUUUUGUUUACCUCUACUCGAUGUAUAUUUAUCACUUUUACGUAAGAAAAGAUUUGAGUUAGUUUAUGUAUAUUAGUCGUCUCCGAUGGUUCGAGUUAGUUCAUGUAACAUUAAUCCUCGCAGAAUAUUUAUAGGCUGUUUUUGCCUUAAUAAAAAGAGAAAAUUCUAUGAAACUACCUAUUCUAUACCUGAAUUUGCAAAAAACUACCUUAUCUAAUUUUUUUUGCAAAAAACUACCUUAUGUAAUACUUUUGUUUGCAAAAGACUACCUUCUAACGGAUUUGAGAGUUUGACCGUCAAAACUAAC
Messenger RNA from Amaranthus tricolor (Joseph's coat), 2436 nucleotides. RefSeq lists its product as uncharacterized. Bases 205 to 1701 code for a protein of 498 amino acids. The record is from RefSeq and is a predicted model, not a curated record. Lineage: Eukaryota; Viridiplantae; Streptophyta; Magnoliopsida; Caryophyllales; Amaranthaceae. Gene Ontology annotation, molecular function: acetylglucosaminyltransferase activity. The transcript is spliced from 4 exons.